UCGUUCAAAGAGCUUCAGUCGUUGCUUGACUCUUCGGCGACGGAGAUUAUCGAGUUCGUAGCCCGCGGCUACAGGAAUUAAAAAUUCGUGCUUGUGCUGUUUCACUGUUGAGAACAUUCAGGGUGACAAGGUAACGAUGAAGUUGCUGAAGUGUCUUGUGCCGGUGGUGGUAAUCCUGUUCGUGGGAUCUUCGAACGCCAGACCUGGUUUGCUCGGCGAGUUGGCAGCUAACCAUGGACUCAGUUUGCUGGAUCCACUGGGUCUCUUCCAAAAGGACAGAGGUGCCCAGGCCUCGAGCAAGGCCCAAUCCAUCGGAAGCAACUUCAGCCUGGGACCACUUUCCCUUUCUAGCAGCAUCGCCUCCUCCUCGUCAUCGGCGCAUGCUUCUGGCGAUGGAUCCGCCUCGGCCAAUGCCAAGGCGAAUUCACAAGCCUUUGGUAGCGGCACUGCGAACGCUGACGCCUCUGCCACCGCCAAUGCUCAAGGUGGCUAUGGUUAUCCGGGAGAGAAUUACGGUCCCAACUCGGGUGGUGUCUUCGGUGGCGAUUAUAACAGUUACAUUCCACGACGCAAUCGGCAUCACGGUAGUUACGGUGGUUCUCAAUCGGGCGCGGGUAGUGGCGGCGGUUAUGGCGCAAGCGCCGGCGCUAGCGCGGGCUCCAGCGACGGUGCGUACGCAGGCGCGCAAGCUGGAGCACAGGCUGGAGCCAGUGGCGGCGCCUACGUUGGGGCGGGAGCAACAGCUGACGCGACUAGCAACUCGAAUGCUAACGUCAACACGAAUGUAAACACCAACGUGUACUCUGUCGCCAAUACGAACGCAAACGCAAACACAAACGCAAACACAAACGCGAACACAAACUUGAAUACGAACGUGAUUACGAACGUAAACACGAACGUGAACCAAAAUGGCGGCGUGAGAAUACCGGGUGGCUACUAUACCUCUGGCAACGUCCAAGCCAACGCUGGCGCCAACACUGUUGGUACCAACGGAGUGGAGCUAAUCCCUGAAAGACAAAUCGGUUAUGGCCGCCCUGGCUUCCCAGGGUAUAACAAGGAAAUCGAAGUGCUUCCUGUUCCUUCGAGACCUCCGCCAUCGUUACCAAUGUAUCCUAGACCCGACGUGAUCGUUCAUCCUGUUCCUACAUCGCCACCGCAGCAAAUCCCUCACUUCCCGCCGCGCCCCCCACAGAAUGGAGGAGACUCGGUGAUACCGGUUGUCGUCGUGGAAGGUCCUCCGUUUGGUAGACCGAUGCCCCGGCCCAGACCGAGUCAUCGCCCGAAACCGAAGUACGAGCCGUUGCACAUCGUCGUGAUCGAGGCACCAGAGCCUCAACAAGGCCAAGCAGGUGGAAUUGGAAAGGGAUACUACGGCCCAACUGGUCAACUGAACGCUGGGGGCAUAGCCAGCGCGAAUGCUAACGCAAACGCAAAUGCAAACGCUGGCGCCAAUGGGAACCAGUACCCUGGAUCAACAGGCUACAUUCAGCAACCAGAACGCUACCCUGCGAGUGCUCCAUCUACCCCCAUCGCUUCUAGUAAUCCCUUCCUGAGUGGAUCAUCCCAAGCAAACGCUGGAGCAUUGGCCACCUCUAACGGAAACGGUUAUCCAGGUUCCCCAGGUCAAGCUCCAGGAUACUCCCCUGACAGUGGCUUUGGCGCCCCUAUUGGAUCAAACAAUCCUUUCUUAAACGGUCAAGCAGGCGCCAACGCAGGCGCCAACGCAGGCGCCACUGCAACAGCCAACGCAAACGCAAACGCCGGCGCCAACGCCAACGGCGGCACUCCAGUUCAAAUUGGAUCUCAGAAUCCCUUCUUCAACGGUCCAGCUCCUAACCCUGUACUCUACACCAACAACAGAGCUCCCACAGGUUCAUCUCUAGGAGGAAGCACUGCCAACGCAAACGCCGCUGCUAACGCUGGUGCUCAGACCAAGCCGAAAGGUGUGCCUACAUCGUAUCCAGGUCAAAUCACCGGACCAGGUAGCUACGUUCCGGUUUCUGGACCGUCAGGAUCUGGAGCAUUGGCCAACAGCAAUGCCAACGCUGGAGCUACGUCCGGAGGAUACGUACAACCAAUGAAAACGGCUCCAGUGAUGGUUUUACAACCCAGUGGACCUGGCAAUGGCUUUGGAGGACCUGGCUCUGGAGCAUAUGGAGGAUCUGGAUCUAUUGGGUACGCUCCAGUCAAAGGUAGCCCUAGCUAUGGAGGCUCCAGACCGAUCGGUGGCGGUGGAAACAUGUACGGCAGUUCAGGUCCUUCUGGGUCGGGUAGCAAUGGAUUUGGUGGAGCUAAGGCUGACGCAGCGGCAAAUGCUGGAAGCGGUAGUUUUGGAGGAAACGGUGGCGCUGGAAAUGGCUAUGGUCAGACAGGAUUAGGCUUUGGCGGCCAAAGUGGAGGAUUGUCUGGAGCUAACGCUAAGUCUAACGCCCUAGCCAAUGCUGGAAGCAGUAGUUUUGGAGGAAAUGGUGGUUCCGGAAGCGGUGGACUCGGUGGAAAUAGCUACGGUCAACCUAGUUCCGGUUUUGGUGGAAAUAUGGGAUCCUCUGGGUCUAAUGCCAAAGCUGACGCGAUAGCCAAUGCUGGAAGCAGUAGUUUUGGAGGAAAUGGUGGUUCCGGAAGCGGCGGACUCGGUGGAAAUAGCUACGGUCAACCUAGUUCCGGUUUUGGUGGAAAUAUGGGAUCCUCUGGGUCUAAUGCCAAAGCUGACGCGAUAGCCAGUGCUGGAAGCAGUAGUUUUGGAGGAAAUGGUGGUUCCGGAAGCGGUGGACUCGGUGGAAAUAGCUACGGUCAACCUAGUUCCGGUUUUGGUGGAAUUGGAGGAUCCUCUGGAUCUAAUGCCAAAGCUGACGCGAUAGCUAAUGCUGGAAGCAGUGGUUUCGGUGGAAAUGGCGGUGCUGGAAGCGGUGGAUUCGGUGGAAAUGGUGCUGGAAAUAGCUAUGGUCAACCUAGCUCCGGUUUUGGUGGAAUUGGAGGAUCCUCUGGAUCUAAUGCCAAAUCUGACGCGAUAGCUAAUGCUGGAAGCAGUGGAUUCGGUGGAAGUGGUGCUGGAAAUAGCUAUGGUCAACCUAGCGUCGGUUUUGGUGGAGUCGGAGGUUCCUCUGGGUCGAAUGCUAAAGCUGACGCCAUAGCUAACGCUGGAAGUGGUGGUUUCGGUGGAAAUGUCGGUGCUGGAAACGGUGGUUUCGGUGCAAACGGCGGUGCUGGAGGUUUUGGUCAAUCAGGAUCGGGGCUAGGCGGAUUUGGAGGUUCCUCUGGGUCGAGUGCCAAGGCUGACGCUAUAGCCAACGCUGGAAGCAGUGGUUUCGGUGGAAAUGGUGGGGCUGGAAGCGGUUUUGGUCAAUCAGGAUCGGGUCUUGGAGGAUUUGGUUCUUCUGGAGCUAGUGCUAAGGCUGAUGCGAGCGCUAAUGCUGGAAGCUUUGGUGGCGGAUAUGGCGGUUUCGGAAGUCAAAAUGUUAAAGGGUCUGGAGCUGGUGGAUCAGGAGGAUACGGCCAAGGCUCGUCGAGCGGCCUCACCAACGCCAUAUCGAACGCAAACUCCAACGCCUUUUCAAACGGAGGCUCAGCAAGCAGUUCAAGCAAAUCAUCUGCGUUUAGUUCCGGCAGCGGGUCAGCCAAGGCGCAGGCGUCCAGCACCGCGACAGCUAGCAAGAUUGGUGCAUCCAGCUCAGCAUCAGCCUCUGCCGACACGAGAGACAUGCUUAUCUUCACCAAUUAAUCGUCGAUAACCAUUAACGACGUCCUCCGAGAACCUACCGUGGAUCAAGGCCACCAGAAGGUCACAUAAGGUCUUCCAAGCGCUUUGAAGCUGUGGAAAAUUUCGGAAAAUUGUGUACAAUCAAGGGUGUGUGUUUGUAAUUUGGGACCAUUCAUGGUUGGGGACCAAAAAGGGUGAAAUCGUCCCUGUGAUGAUGUUUCUUUCUUCUCAGGAUAUUUUGAGAAUUACUGGAGAUAUUUAAAAGGAGUUUAAACAAAAUUUGCGUGAUUAUUAUGUACCUACGAGGUAGAGAUAUAGGAAUAAUUAUAAAAAUGAUUUAGAAAGCAUGGAUUCAUCGUUCUGUAGAUCCAAAUGUAGCAUGCAACUUUUGUUCAAACUUCUUUUCCAUUCUGAAGAUAUUCUCGGAUCUCAAGAAAAAAAAAUUUAUCUGAGAAGUUUCACCCUUCGACAGUUUUAAUUUAAAAACCUGCACUCAACGUUCCAAAAUUUUCUGAGCUUCAUGAUCAUUCGCAGGGUCCAAAAAGCUGCCAGUGAUUGAAUACUUUAGAGUCAUCGAUAAACGACCAUCGUUAACGCGUCGAGUGUCGUGAGAUCGUCGAUUUAAUUGCAAAACAAUUGCAUACUUUGUUGACGUUUAGAUGACGGACUCGCACGACUAGCGCAAUAAACAUGAUGACAUAACGCAUCAUUUGCUGUUACGUGAUAUUUAAUUGCGCCUCGUCGUUGGCGAGAAUUUUUUUGAAUGUUAUUAACAGAUUUAUCUUAACGAAACAAUAGAAUAUUCGACACGUUAACGAUUCGAUACUUUUAACCCUUUGCGUUCGACACCAUUUUUUCUAUGGCGACCUAGCAACCUCAGACGAUUUUUUGAACAUUUCACGAACUUAUGACUAACAUAUGUUUAUUUUACGCACGAAUUAAUGUACAUAAGCAUUAUAUUUAAAUAUUUCACGUAUCUUCACAUUUUGAAAAAAGACAAACGUUUCUAAUGUUACGUUUUAGUUUAUGGACACUUAUCAGGAUGCAUUUAUGAACGAAAUUUGUUUCUUUGAAUCGAUUUAACAAUAGAAAUUUGUAUAUAGUUUCGAGACUUCGGGAAUAAUAAAGGCCUUUUUAAACAACUUUUUGCUACAAUGAGAAUUAACGCUGGAGAUGUCAAAGAGGUAAAAAGUCUUAUCGUUACUUCAAAGUGUACCAUUUUAUAAAGAACAUACUCGAUAUCAAUGCUUUGAGGAUCAAAUGAAUCGAACGUAGAGAUUGUCGUCUCUCAGUCGCCCCCUCGAAUUCAUACGUAAAGUGGCGACUGAAGGUUGUUCCUCGAGUGCAAAAGGUUAACGAAAGGACAGCGAUUGGUGACUUGUGAUACUGUUCUUGCCAAUGUACAAUACAUAACGAAUACUCUUUCCACGUUAUCUCCAAACGCAUUUGUGCACAAUUUGUUUAUCUUCGAUCACGGAAACAAUUACACGGAUUCGUUGAGAACGAAGAGAAUUAAAUUAUUCCUAUUGAAUCGUUCCGCGUGGACCAAUUGGUUUGGUAAACGUUUCAGAAUGUGUUUAUUUUUCAAAUACUUUUUAAACCGAGGAAAUUGAACGAAUCGAUAAUACUCUGAUUAUUUAUCGGUAUACGACCAGUAUACGGCUAGAUCGUAGAUCGCUGAUAGUUUUACACGCAUAUACUCGCAACUCAACUUUGUAAAUUAUUUGUUUUUUUUUUGUAGCGAAGUAAUUCGUGACGAUUGUAAAUUAGUGUCACGCGAACGUCGAAGAUUUUUUAAGGUAUUAAACUUCACCUUGUCGAAAUUAAAUCUCAAUUUUUGCAAACCCAGUUUGUUUUUCCUUCCUCUUCUAUUUUUUUUUUUUAGCGAUCGCUAUUGUUGGCUACGAAACGAGAUUUUUAUGGUAAUAUUUAUGGUUUUGUCGAGUACCCACGAUUAAUUGCGCUGAUUUUUCAAGCGUUUCCAAUUCGACGUCGAGCGUAGUUCUCAUAAUAUUUAUUUAUUGCGAACCAGCCGUACGAAUUCGAUGACGCACGUUUUUCUUUUAAUUUCAGCGGAAAAAUGUUUAGGUUACAAAUUAUCGACGAACGCCAUUAUUGGUGUUGCGACAUAUUUCUUUCCAUUUCUCUUUUUUAUGAUCGAUAUGAAUACGUUGAAAGGAUCGAUGCAAAUUUUUAGAGAUCCGGCAGACAGUGGAAUACUAAAUACGUGUCACCGUACCGUAAAUAUAGAUUUUAGAAGAGGACAUUAAAAAUCCUCGAGAACUUUUAAAAAGGAGGGAAAGUGGGAUUCGUGAUUUUCAUUCAGGAAUAUUAAUUUCCUUUAGAGUUAAUAUCGCAUUCAAAUUCGAACUGUCCGUUGGGAAUGAAUGGAUUAUCAAGCAAAUGAAUGAAAUAAUUUUUAAGAAUUUUAAAUUAUUGGAUUUUUGUGAUAAACAAAUUAUUACAGAAAGAGGGAAGUUUAAUUUAGAAAAUUAGACUUCGCUUUUCUAGUUUGGAUUAAAUUUACUGAAUUUAUAAUGUAACUAUUGUUGUACUUUUGCGUUAAAAAAAUAACAGAAAAGAGAAGCGGAAGAGAUACAGUUGAAUAGGAGAAACUGCAGUUGAAAAGUGUCGAGAUGGCCGAGUCGUUCUUCCCGUACCGUUAAUAACCGUUCAUGCGACAUUCGUAAUUCGUCUGUUAUUAUCGAUAAUCACUUUUGCAUCGAGUAUCACUUAUUCCGCGGUUUCGCGGAAUUUCCGUCUAUUAUCAUGCCUUAUCGUACGACCGCGGACACCGGCCCUCCGCCUCGCUCUCUUACAUAAUAUACAUAUAUUGCGCUGUCUGUAAGAAUUGAAUAAACUUUACUUUUCCAAUACCAAAA
This is a messenger RNA of Hylaeus anthracinus, 6579 nucleotides long. RefSeq names its product spidroin-1-like. The record is from RefSeq and is a predicted model, not a curated record. NCBI's taxonomy places the organism in Eukaryota, Metazoa, Arthropoda, Insecta, Hymenoptera, Colletidae. The coding region runs from base 137 to 3718 and encodes 1193 amino acids. The transcript has 6 exons.